AUAGGACGUCUGUUGCCACGGCCGUCGAAUGUUCGUAUACAAAUCGGGAACUGCCCUGCAACAGCUCGGGUGCACAAUAAUGACAGCUCUGUGGCUCUCUGUCAAUGUGAUCGACACGACACUAAAUCGCUUUUGUCGUUCGCCAUUCCCCAUCUUUUGAGUAGUGCUACUUCGCUGGAGUUGGAAGACGAACUUCUACGUGACCGGAUCAGAGAUAGCCACUUUCACGAACUUGUGACACAAUCAGCUUGUGCGCCUUUGACGAGACUUGCGCUAUCCAACUGUGAUUUGGGUGGCGUGAAGCCAUGGACGCUCGCCCAGCUAGCUCAGUUUACAGAGCUUCAAGAGCUGAUUUUUGACGGAUGUACCUUUUCUGUGUCCGAAAGUCAGCUUAUUCGUGGAAUGGCACCGUCAUUCAAAACUCUUUCAAGGCUUGAAAUAAAUGAUAACCAUCAGAUAACGGACAAGCUCGCUCGGUCGGUGGCUAGAUGCUGUCCGAACCUGGAAAAGUUUUGUGUCUCGGGAUGUCCACUCGUAUCAGCGCUAUCCGCUCUUGCUCUGAUGGAGUCGGCUUUUUGUCGUGUUAGUCAGAUGCUAACAAUGCAUGUAGAGAAGACGGCAUUCGACGUGGAUCAGCUGAACCGCUUCAUUCACAGUCCGUUGUUCAAUAACCCUGACGAAUGGCAGCUGACCCCGGCCGCCAUUAAUUUGGGCUACGGAAAGCCGGCAGUUUUGGCGGAGCAUAAAAGUGCCGUUUGUAUAUUGAUAUAUGUAUAG
Molecule: messenger RNA, 777 nt
Organism: Ostertagia ostertagi
Lineage: Eukaryota; Metazoa; Nematoda; Chromadorea; Rhabditida; Trichostrongylidae
Source: the annotation of a GenBank genome assembly